UUGAGAUAAAAAUAAAAGGAAAAAUAAUGAGGAACCCUCUCUUUCUCCUCUCGCUUCUCCUUCUAAUCUUACCCUCCUCCUACUCCCAAACUCCAAACCCCAAUACCAAGCCGCCACUCCACCAGGCCCACACGGAGCUUAUCAACUUCGGCUUUCCGAUCGGUCUUCUUCCGGCCUCGGUGAAGAAGUACACUCUUAACCAAACUUCAGGUGACUUCGCCGUUGAUCUCGGCGGCACGUGCAAGAUCACUCUCCCGCCUGACAACUACCUGGCUACUUACUCCAAGAGGAUAACGGGGAAAAUUGAAAACGGAAAGAUGGCGGAGUUGGAUGGGAUCCGGGUCAGGGCUUUGUUCAAGUGGUGGUCCAUUACCGGCAUCCGAUCCAGUGGGGAUAAUUUGGUCUUUGAAGUCGGGAUGGUUACGGCUAAAUACCCAGCUAAGAACUUCGGUGAAAGCCCUUUCUGUGAAGGCCGUCAUUCGUCUUCUUAAAAGUUAAAACCGAAGUAGAAAAUAAAGGGCUUCUCGGUUUGCUGCACAGAUUAGGUUAUUACGUAUUUUUCUGUCAUCGUAAGAUACUUGUCUCAUCUAAGACUAAAUGAAUACACCGUAAUCUUAGGAUGUCUGUCUCAGCUAAGACUAAACUAUAGGAUUGACGUUAUCUUCCCUUGCAUAUUUAUGUUACCACGGAUUUAUGCACUAGUGCAGACCCCUAUCAUUUAAGGUGUUGUGGAUGUUCUUGAAGCUC
Messenger RNA from Hibiscus syriacus, 747 nucleotides. RefSeq lists its product as uncharacterized. The record is from RefSeq and is a predicted model, not a curated record. Bases 27 to 491 code for a protein of 154 amino acids. The transcript has 2 exons. NCBI's taxonomy places the organism in Eukaryota, Viridiplantae, Streptophyta, Magnoliopsida, Malvales, Malvaceae.